CAGCGCGCAGUGUUCGAUUAUUUUUGCGGACAACUGGAUGGAACAGUGGAAAAUAAGCUUACCGUGGUUCAGGGGAAGGCUGGAAGUGGCAAGUCAACCGUAAUAUCAUCAAACUUCGGACCUCCGCUGGAUAUGGGCCAAAGUCAUACAAACUUUUAGCCCCAACUGGUGUUGCAGCCAAUAAUAUCGAAGGAGAAACAAUACACUCGGUUCUACAUAUACCCGUCAACAAAAAGUUUCUGGAUUUAGAAGGAGAAGAACUGAAUCGUUUCCAGGCAGAGUUUGAGAAUAUUUCCUGUUUGAUCAUCGAUGAGUUUAGUAUGAUCGGAUGCUCAUUGUUUGCCAAAAUGGAUAAGCGAUGCCGGCAAGCAAAGCCUGAAAACUCGGAUGUACCCUUUGGUGGCCUCAUUGUAUGCUUGUUCGGCGAUAUCAACCAAUUACCACCGGUGCUCGACAGGCCACUGUACGGGGAUGGCUUUAACGGGGAGUUGGCCGACUACGGCCAGAUGGUAUAUCGAACUGCUUUCAAUAAGUCUUUUAUUCUGCAAACGUCCCACCGGCAAAGCGGCGGCAACACUGACCAGCAACAUUUGCGAGAUGCUCUAGACCGCAUCAGCACCGGUGACUCAACCGAAGAAGAUUACAAUAAAAUGAUGACAAGGGUUUACUCACUUUUGCCUGCUGAAGAGCAGAUCAACUUCCGUGGGGCGUUACAUCUGUUUUCGGAAAGAGAACCAGCCAAAAACUACAAUGAGAACGCCCUGACACAGCUUAACAUGCCGGUGGCCAGAAUAAGGGCGGACCAUAACGGUAGCACUGCGGCGAAAGGAACAGAAGAGCAGGCAAUGGGUUUGGAACCUACUUUAUAUCUGUCACGAGGCAGUAGAGUUAUGCUCAAACGAAACCUGUGGACGUCAAAGGGGCUCGUUAAUGGAGCGUUGGGAUAUUGCUAG
Messenger RNA from Paramacrobiotus metropolitanus, 953 nucleotides. RefSeq lists its product as uncharacterized. Gene Ontology annotation, molecular function: DNA helicase activity. The record is from RefSeq and is a predicted model, not a curated record. Lineage: Eukaryota; Metazoa; Tardigrada; Eutardigrada; Parachela; Macrobiotidae. The transcript has 3 exons. Gene Ontology annotation, biological process: telomere maintenance; DNA repair. The coding region runs from base 321 to 953 and encodes 210 amino acids.